AUGUCUACGGACCUCAAUGCUAGUUUCAACGAGCAAUACAUGAACAUUAACACUAAAAUGAAAAAGAGAUUCAUGCGCAAACCAAACAUAUCAGAAGCGACGAAUGAGUUUAUAGCUCUAGCAAUUCAAUGUGAACACUCUGACCAGCCAGCAUUUGCUGGACACGCCUAUGUUGGUGCUGCGAAGUGUGAAGCUUCAGGGGGUAACUUUUUAGGCGAAGCAGAACAUUAUUUGGCUGCGGCUAGACAAUUUAUGAAAGCUGAGAAGAAGUUAAAGUCUCUGAAAUUCUACAAUGCAGAUAGAGAGAACUUAGAGGCAGCUACUGGAUGUUUUAUUCAGGCUCUUAAGAAAUAUCCAGAGAAAUCACCACUAAGAUACUCUAUUCUGAUGGAACUGGCUAAUGACCUAGUAGAACUGAACCACAAGUUGGAAGCAACAUCUUAUUAUGAACAAGCUAUGGAAUCAGUGCAAGAAUAUACUAUGAGGGUCAUGUGUAUGAGAAAUUUAAUGAAUUUAAAGAUUGACUGCGCCAAACAUGAUGAAGCCCUAGAAAUCGCCAACAAAAUAUGUGACAUUAAUUUAAACGUUCCACAAGAAAUUAUUGCAGAAGUCCAAGUAAGCAGGAUACUUUUGGCAUUACUUGAAAAACCACCAGAAGAUAUCAAGACACCUUCUUUAAAGCAACUAUUUGUGGACAUCAUGAAUGAUAAUGAAAGUGAUGCAAUUCCUUUGAAUACAGAUAUAAGAUUAAAGAUGCAAUCUGUGAUUAUAUGUCACACAACAGGCGACAUAAAUUCCUUGAUCAGUGUGGCUGCGGGCAUCAAGCAGUUCCUGACUCUGCAGCAAGUGGAGUUAUUGCACAGGUUGAUCUCUGAGCAUAAACUAGAUCAGGCAGAUGAUACCAGAUGUAGAUCUGUAGACUAG
Molecule: messenger RNA, 924 nt
Organism: Arctia plantaginis
Lineage: Eukaryota; Metazoa; Arthropoda; Insecta; Lepidoptera; Erebidae
Source: the annotation of a GenBank genome assembly